Molecule: messenger RNA, 2881 nt
Organism: Lepus europaeus (European hare)
Lineage: Eukaryota; Metazoa; Chordata; Mammalia; Lagomorpha; Leporidae
Gene: TSPYL2
Product: TSPY like 2
Exons: 7
Coding region: 121-2244 (707 amino acids)
Biological process (GO): nucleosome assembly
Cellular component (GO): chromatin; nucleus
Molecular function (GO): chromatin binding; histone binding
Source: RefSeq, a predicted model, not a curated record
GGGAGGGAACGCCAGAGCGAGGCGGAGAGGCGAACUGGUCGCGUGAGGUGCAGAAGCUGCGCUUCAGGUGUGACUGGUAGCGGCGGCCGCGCUGAUAGCGAAGGGGCGAGUGCGGUCACCAUGGACCUCCCGGAUGAGGGGCCUCCGGCCAAGACCCGCCGCCUGAGCAGCUCUGAGUCUCCAGAGCGCGAUCCGCCGCCCCCGCCGCCCCCGCCGCCCCCGCCGCCGCCGCCGCUCCUGCGACUGCCUCUGCCUCCACUCCAGCAGCGCCCGUGGCUCCGGGAGGAAACCGAGGCGGCACAGGUGCUGGCUGACAUGAGGGGGGUGGGGCUGGGCCCCGCUCUGCCCCCGCCGCCGCCCUAUGUCAUUCUCGAGGAGGGGGGGGUCCGCGCAUAUUUCACCCUGGGUGCUGGGGGUCCUGACUGGGAGCCUGCGAUCGAGUCGGGGUACGGGGAGGCGCCCCCUCCCAUGGGAAGCCUGGAAACACUGUCCCCUUCCGAGGCCUCUGGGGGAAGCUUGGAAAUUGACGUUCAGGUUGCAGAGCCCAGCAGCCUUGCUGGAGAGAAGGCCCUAGAAACCUGUAGCGCAGGGGUGUGGGGGUCCCAGAGGUUAAUCGGUCCAAAGAGGAAGGAAGAGGCUGUCAUCAUAGUGGAGGAUGAGGAUGAGGAUGAGAAGGAAAGUGGGAGGCGGCGGCGGCGGAGGCGGCGGCGGCGGAGGAAGCAGAGGAAGAUGAAGAAGGAAAGCAAAGAGAGGAAUGGCAAUGGUGAGAGGAUGGAGAGCAUCCUGCAAGCACUGGAGAGUAUUCAAAUGGACCUGGAGGCAGUGAAUAUCAAGGCAGGCAAGGCCUUCCUCCGUCUCAAGCGCAAGUUCAUCCAGAUGCGAAGACCCUUCCUGGAGCGCAGAGACCUCAUCAUCCAGCAUAUUCCAGGCUUCUGGGUCAAAGCAUUCCUCAACCACCCCAGAAUUUCAAUCUUGAUCAACCAGCGUGAUGAAGACAUUUUCCGCUACUUGACCAAUCUGCAGGUACAGGAUCUCAGACAUAUCUCCAUGGGCUACAAAAUGAAGCUGUAUUUCCAGACAAACCCCUACUUCACAAACAUGGUGAUUGUCAAGGAGUUCCAGCGCAACCGCUCGGGACGGCUAGUGUCUCAUUCCACCCCGAUCCGCUGGCACCGCGGCCAGGAACCCCAGGCCCAGAGUCGCAGGAAGCAAGAUGCCAGCCACAGCUUCUUCAGCUGGUUUUCGAGCCAUAGCCUCCCAGAGGCUGACCGGAUCGCUGAGAUCAUCAAGAAUGACCUGUGGGUUAACCCUGUCCGCUAUUACAUGAUGAGAGAAGGGGGCUACAGGGCCAACAGAAAGAAGCAAGAAGAGAAAGACAGUAAAACAAAGGACGAAUGUGAGGUGGUGAUCAUGGAAGACGGUCAUGACUACUUUGCAGUAGAAGAUAUUUUCAGCGAGAUCUCAGACAUUGAUGAGACCACUGACAACGACACCAUUCAUGACAUCAAGAUCUCCGACUUUAUGGAGACCACUGACUACUUCGAGACCACCGACAAUGAGAUAACUGACAUCAAUGAGAGUCUCUGUGACAGCGAGAGCCCUGACCACAAUGAGAACCUCAACAAUGAGACCACUGACAACAAUGAGAGCACUGAUGAAAAUGAGACCACUGACAACAAUGACAGUGCCAAUGACAAUGAAAGCCCUGAUGACAACAGUGAGAACUCGGAAGACAAGAAAGCUGAUGACAAUGAGACCCUCAGCAAGAACUUUGAUGGCAACAAGAAUGCUGGUGGUUAUAACAGCCUCAGAGGUGGCAACCAGAACAGCAUUGGCAACAACCAAGACAGCAGUGACAGUGACAAUGAAGGAGAUGAAGGCAGUGAUGAUGAAGAUAAUGAUGGCAAUGAAGGUGACAGCGAAGGCAGUGAUGAUGAUGGCAAUGAAGGUGACAAUGAAGGCAGUGAUGAUGACGAAAGAGACAUUGAGUAUUACAAGAAUAGCAUUGGAGACUUCAACAAGGAUCAAGAGGACAGCACCAACCAGGAUGACUGUGAGGACGAGGUAGAAAUCAUCUCUGAAGACUCAGUGGAGGAGGAGGUCAGUGAGGAAGGCAGCGAGCAAGGUGAAGACAGCUACGAGGAAGAAGGAAGCGAAGUCAACUCAGAAGACUCCGACAUAGAGGAGGUGCUGCAGGUCCCAAACAUUUGGGCCACUCUGGGGAAGAGGGGGAAAACUGGAUAAACAUCUCGCCUCGCCCUUGCGAGGGUCACUUCUCUCUAUCCCCCUGCCCCUACCCCAUCUGCCCUCCCCCUCAGCUAGGGCCGCGCGGCCCCACAUUGCACUUCUGGGGGGGUGACCGACUUCGUACACGGGUUUAAAGUUUAUUUUUAUGGUUUAGUAAUUGCAAAGUUCUUAUUUUGGGGGGAGGGGAAGGGGGGUUCCCCCUUUUUUUUGGCCCUCCUCCCCCGCAGGCUUCUGUGUGCUGCUAACCGUAUUUAUUGUGAUGCCUUGGUCAGGGCCCCUCCACCCCCCUUCUCCUCGUCAGUGUUGAUCCCAGCCCCUCUCUCCGUGCAGUGUGGAGUGGACACCCUGAUCCCCAAGCAGGGAGGGUCACUGUGGCCUUCUUUGCAGCCGCGCAGUGGCCUUGGAGGCACUGCUGCCAUCCUGUUCCCCCUCCCAAGUCUCUCUUAUCUCUCUCCCUCUCUCUCCCUUUCUCCCUCGCCCUCUCCCUUUCCAUUCUCCUCUCCCCCACGCCGCGCCCGCUAGCCCGCCUCGGUGUCUAUGCAAGGCCUCUUCGCCAUUGCGGUAUUCCUGCCCUCCACCCCCAGAAGCCCCGCCUCUUUCCCUGUGAUUCCCCGUAAUCCUAAUAAAAUCCUGA